Molecule: messenger RNA, 2819 nt
Organism: Misgurnus anguillicaudatus (oriental weatherfish)
Lineage: Eukaryota; Metazoa; Chordata; Actinopteri; Cypriniformes; Cobitidae
Gene: scdb
Product: stearoyl-CoA desaturase b
Biological process (GO): monounsaturated fatty acid biosynthetic process; response to fatty acid; unsaturated fatty acid biosynthetic process
Cellular component (GO): endoplasmic reticulum membrane
Molecular function (GO): stearoyl-CoA 9-desaturase activity; palmitoyl-CoA 9-desaturase activity; iron ion binding
Source: RefSeq, a predicted model, not a curated record
GAUGCAUAAUAAUCAUAACGCAUAGUGAACAUGUCGUUCUCAACAUAAGCAUCAGAUAACCAGGCAACCAAUGAAACUGGUAGGGUAGAUGGCAUCCUUUCAGCCUCGCCCAAUUGCAUCAUUUUAAACAACCAAAAAUCGACAUCGGGGGCUUAGGUGAGAAAAAAAAUCACUCGACGUCUUCUCUCUCUUCCUGGCGGCACGCAUCAGUCAUACUGCAAUAAGCCUUCAUGGUUGCGUCGCAGAAAAAGAUGUCAAUAAAGACAACAAAGAGCAAAAGAGCGAUGGACGAAACCUCUUUUACAGAAGAUGUGUAUGAUGAUUCUUACAAACCGAAGAAGGGCCCGAGUCCUCCAAGACAAAUAGUCUGGAGAAACGUCGUGUUAAUGUCUCUCUUGCACAUAGGAGCUCUUUAUGGACUGAUUGUUAUACCAUCCGCCUCUGCCUUAACCCUCAUAUGGAGCGGAGUGUGUUUCAUGAUAAGUGCUCUAGGAAUUACUGCUGGCGCCCAUCGUCUUUGGAGCCACAGGUCUUACAAAGCCUCAUUGCCAUUAAGAAUCUUCUUAGCUGUUGCAAACUCCAUGGCUUUUCAGAAUGAUAUCUAUGAGUGGGCCAGAGACCAUCGCGUUCACCACAAGUUUUCGGAGACUGAUGCAGACCCACACAAUGCCCGGAGGGGAUUUUUUUUCGCUCACAUUGGCUGGCUGCUGGUCCGUAAACACCCAGAUGUUAUUGAGAAAGGGAAGAAGCUGGAGCUCAGUGAUCUUAAAGCAGAUGGAGUUGUAAUGUUUCAGAGGAGGUAUUACAAGUUGUCUGUGCUGGUAAUGUGCUUUUUCAUUCCCAUGUGGGUACCUUGGUUCUUUUGGGAAGAGAGUCUUUGGAUGAGUUACCUCAUUCCUUGUCUGUUGAGAUAUGCAUUGGUCCUUAAUGCAAGUUGGCUGGUCAACAGUGCAGCUCACAUGUGGGGAAUGAGACCCUAUGACCACAACAUCAAUCCUAGAGAGAACAAGCUGGUUGCCUUUAGCGCCAUCGGUGAAGGAUUUCACAACUACCAUCACACGUUCCCCCAUGAUUAUGCUACAAGUGAGUUUGGCAGUCAGCUGAAUGUGACAAAAGGAUUUAUAGAUCUCAUGUGCUACUUCGGCCUGGCCUCGAACUGCAGAAGGGUUCCCCAUGAGACUGUCAUGGCCCGUGUUAAACGCACUGGCGAUGGCAGCCACAAAAGUGGUUAAUUUAUUCAUUUUAUGUCAUAAACAAAAUGUUACGGUAAGCCAAAAUACACAAAUGCAUUUGCGGCAUUUCACCAUGUACAAUGAAGAUUGAUUUGUAUCCACUCUUAGAUAAGAAACUCUAGAGUGCAUUGUACUAACAUUCAUUCUAAGAAAUCUUUUUCCUUUUCAUAAAGUGUAUUGGACUGUGGAGAUGUUUUGGUGAUGGUAAAGACCACAGAUUGGGAGGAUAAUAAUAUCUCCCUCUGCCUCCAGUGGCAAGAAAUGGUACUUCACUAGUUAAACAGCCAUGUGCCUCAUUACAGCCCUCUCUCAUGAAUAGGUUGACCCAUAUUUCCCUGGUUAAAUAAUAACUGCUCUGAUUUAGAAAUUUCAGUGUGCUUUGCAUCUGUCUAUAUAUACGAAUCACCUGGCAAUAUUUUAAUUUCUUUGCUAUUUAGGUGGUUAAAGCUGAGUUCUAUCUGAAAUAUAAAUAGCAUUACUGAUCAAAGUAUAUGCGGUUACAAGUCAGAAAAGUGCUAGGACACAGAUAAUGGGUUUUGAGGUCAUUGGAAAAUUAUAUGCUUUAGCAAAACUACACCUAGCUGCUUUGAGCUCUAGUGAGAAUAAAUAUCUGUUUUUCAGUAUAGACAGUUUAUAUGAAAAAGUUGUGGAUUAUUCAUCUUCUGGCAUUGUUGUUAGAAACAGUAUGAAAUGAUGCUACACGCCAGGGCAAAAGUUGUAUUAUCAGCACUGUAAAAAAAAUUGCAGCAUAAAAUUGGUUAUGCAAGUCAAUUCAACCCCUUAUGAUAAGUUGUCAUAAUUUAUAAAAAAGGUAAUUUGUCAAUUUAAAGUAACAUAAAAAUAUAUGUUGAUUUGAUAGAAUUUUUACGGUGUGCUAAAUGAAUUUUCUCAAGUAAAUUGAUUAAUUCACCAUAAAUUUGAAUUUGAAAUUAUAUUUUAAAGACUAAUAUUGUUGUGGUGUCCUGUAUUCGUAUUUAAAUGCACUGAAGCUUCAAAAGACUAUAUCUAAAAUUAUGUAAUCAUAUUUAUUUGUUGGGGUUAAUGUAUUACAGUUUUAUUGUGAGACAUUUAUUUGUCCUUUAUUACAUGAACUGAAAUUUUGAACAUGUAAAGUUUGUUUUCAUAACUUGCCCUUUGCCUUAUACAAGAUAUAUACGUUUUUUUUGGCUAGACCCAGAAGUGGAAUACAAAGAAGAUAAUUUAUAGCUUCAGAUACAUUUCCAAAUAGUGAGCAUUAAUGUUUAUGCAUGGAUCUUUUAUUGGGUCCCUGCGACAAAUGAAUAACCACAUGCUCACUCAAAAUAUAACAACAGAAAAACUUUAUAUAUAUUUAAAAUAUAUAUUUAAAACAUACACCCAUGUUAAAAAGAAGAAAACAAAAAUGAUCUAUAUAUUUUACAUACAGUGUUGACCUUUGAUGUUUGGGAGCCUUAAUGGGCACAUUUUCAAGCAAUGUUGUUUCACUGUACCAUGAAAUAAACUAAGAUUUGUAUAAUUGGGAGAGUUUUGCAAGUUGUACCAUGAGUUUUGUUAUGAAUCAAUAUUAAUCGUUUCUUAAUUGAAUAAAAAUAUGUGUACAUCUGAAAA